AUGAACAUUCAACAACUCAUUUUUUUAGUUAAACUUGCCCUAUUUUUCUUCAUUAUAGUAAUCGCUACUGUUCAUGGCUACUUAACGUGGCUUAGCUCUACUUCCGCUUCCAUUCUAUUAGCUGAUCUUCUUUCAGUACUUCUCCACCGCUACUCCCUUUAUAUCUCUCGUCUUUAUCAUUUCUUCCACCUUGAAAAUCCUAGACGAAAACGCCGUCAUUCUGAUAUCCUAGCGCCAUUAGUAGCGGUAUUCGUAGCGCCACUGUUUAGCCACAAAUUAUUUGACGACAUAAAUGUGACUGCUUGUAUGGUGGUAUCAACUACGUUUUACCCUCCAAUGAUGCAUUACUUUGGUAGACCUAGAAAUUUUCGGGUAUUGAAUGUGUUAUUUAUGCUUUCUGUUAAUAUUUCUUAUGGGGAAUUUGGAUUUGGGCCUAAUACUUGUGCAUCUGUUGCUUUUUUCACUUACAUUGCUGUGUUGGCGGGGCAAGCAGAGGCAGGUGCAGCUUAUGAGGAUGAUCUUCACCAUUUGACAUUGAAUCAGGUUAUGUCGAAUUUGAUGAUAGAAGGGAACACGGCCGCCGCGGGUGGUUGUUACCUAUUUACAGCUGUAACAGAGAUGAAGAUCAGAAUAGAUGAAAGGUAGCUUCAUGUUUAUACAAACUGUAUCAAGCUUUUCAUUUUCAA
Molecule: messenger RNA, 686 nt
Organism: Solanum verrucosum
Lineage: Eukaryota; Viridiplantae; Streptophyta; Magnoliopsida; Solanales; Solanaceae
Exons: 2
Coding region: 1-645 (214 amino acids)
Source: RefSeq, a predicted model, not a curated record